AUGGCGAGAGAACGACUAAAUGCCAUAGAUGUCGGCGUAGUUGUGGCUAAUUUGAAACGUCUGGCCCUCAACUACAGCCUGGUUAACAUCUACGACAUUACCAACCGCAUUUUCGUGCUCAAAUUCUCAAAGAAUGAAGAAAAGGUCUACGUCCUUAUAGAGAUUGGCUGCAGAAUUCACACUACGCAGUUUUUGAGGUCCUCAGACAGCCUUCCCUCCAACUUUAACGUCAAGCUGAGGAAGCACUUGAGGUCGAGAAAGUUGAGAAAUGUCGCUCAAAUGUCUCAGGAUCGUGUCAUUGACUUUACGUUUAGCUCGGAGGAAUACGCGCAUCAUCUCAUUGUUCAGCUGUUUCUGCCCGGAAAUAUAUAUCUCACAGACGCCAACUAUAAAGUUCUCACAGUGCUAAGUGGAGAAAAGGAUGGUACGUGUACCUGUGGUAGUGGUAUACAAAACCUAAAGGUAAAAAAGGAGACUGAUAUUGAUGGUGUCACAAACUUCACCAAAUAUAUUCAUAAACUUCGGAAUUCCGGUGGAAGAACAUUUACUCUAAAUAGGACACUUGAAGGUGGCGGGAAAAUAGGGGUAACAACAGAAUCAGACACUAAGAUUCAAAAUGUUACGGAGGUAGCAGUAUACUACUGGGAUGGAGUACCUACUAAUCCCAUUCUACUCGGAAUAAAGCAGAAAGAUCAAGAUCCUAAGUACUAUGGCAAACUUGCGGCAAACAAAACUUGGGGUCAUGAUCAAGUUGAUAGUCUGAGUGAACAACAAGCUUUGGAUCACCAAAACUGUCAACACAACAAUGCUAUUCCCAUUGAAUUGACAAAACCAGAAAGUCUCCAACCAUUCCAUCUUGGCAACUCCAAAUCUACAUGUUUAAAUAGCACGUCUAUAACACAACCUAAACAACCUGAUAUUCCACCUGGAGUUCAAAGGGAUUACAAAGUAUACUCCUAUAAGGUAGACAAUAAAAUGAUAUCUAGAUUUUCCUAUAAGAACCAGCCUACUAAAAUUCAUCCGUAUAAAGAAUAUGGACCUACUUUGAAUAUUUAUUACUGGAGAUAUGGGUUGGACAAGGUUCUCUUGGUAGAAGUUAUCACAACCGAUCCCAAUAAUGGAACUACCUAUUAUAAGAAUACUGGUGAUGACAAAUGGAGUACUUCAAUUAAACGAGAUUCUCGAUUCAGACUCUCUGAUGAAGAACUUGAGCAGAAACUAGACUACCUUGUCUGUUCGAACUAUGACGUAGUUACCAUUGACCUUACUAAAAGCUAUUCUGAGACUCAUAAGAAUGGAAGGAGGAUUUAUGUUGAGAAAAUACAAAUCAAAAACGAAUCAAUCUCUAUUGUAUAUUAUAAACACUCCAAUAUCGGUGGUUAUCCACUUUCAGGCAUUAAGUAUUACAAUGAGGACAUUGUAGAGAAGAGUCUUAGUAAUAUAAGACGUAUAACUGCUAAGAGUGAACUGACUUUUCCUCUUCCCAUGAAUGGUAUACGAGCCGUCUACGUUUUCUAUUGCGAAAAGAAGAACCCAUUAUUAAUAUACAUUGAUGGUGGAACCGAUGGUAUUACCGGGUGGUACCAGAGGAAAAGUAGUAAUGAUAAUGGAGAUGAAGAGUGGACACAUGUUUAUAGUGGCUUCAACAUAAGACCAGAGGAGCUAGGCAGGAAUAAUGACUGUGAAAAAUAUAAAGAACUUAUAAGUGUACUGACAGCUGCUGGAUGUAGUAUAUGCCCUAUUCCAUCUGCCGGAACUCAUUCUCUAGACCUUACUACUGGUGAUGUUCCUGAAGGAGGUAAACAAGUUGCCCCUGAACCUUCUCAAGUACAAAGAACUGUUGAUCAACCUCCUGGAACUCAAUGUAGCUCACCUGACCAAGGUGCUACUGCUGUUUCUGCUAGUACUAGUAAACCUGAAGAUGCUCUUUCUGGGGGUAAUAGAGUACAAGUCUCUGCUACUAGUCUAUCUGGUACAGAAGCUAAAGCUGAAAAACGUGAAGUCUCUUCUCAAGGCUCUCCUACUAACCAUACUCCAUAUAUUAUCACAUCUUCUGUUCUUGGUGGAUCUGGCGGUCUUACUGGAGGAAUUUACUAUGCUAAUGGAGAUCCUCUUACUGCUCCAACUAUAAAUGCAGGUGUUAAGAUACAAGUCACCGGGCCUCACACGGAGCAUAUAAUCUACAGGAAGUAUACUCACAAAGCCGUUGGAGGAUCCAGGAUAAGGCCCCUUUCAACAAAGGUCAAUGGUACAAAUAUACCAUUUGAGUCCCCUGUAUAUGGAACAGGGUAUAAUGAGGCUUAUGUAUAUUUUUGGGAGUGGGAUAAAACUUUUAGUAAUCCCCUGCUUGUUCAACUUGGUAGUAGAAACACGUACUACAUCAGUAAUGAUAGAAAAAAAUGGAGUAAAUGGGAUAAGGAAGAUAUAGAUGAGAAUGAUCUCAAGGAAAAACUUGAUAGAGAGAAUUGUGAGAAGAAUAAGGCUCAUAUUAUAAAGAUCUCAGAGAAGAGUAGCAGAGGUUAUAAUUGUCUCAGUUGUGAUAUUCAGCAAGUUACAGUAUCCAACUAUGAUGCUACUGACUAUUCCUACUAUCGUCAUUAUCUUUCUGAUGGAUAUAUUAGCAGAUUCGAGGAUGAUGGAGCGGAACAGACUCUAAUUAACUUUCCAAAGGGUGCUAGCCAAGUCAAUGUAUAUUGGUAUCCUAAGGAUGGAGGGGAGAGUAGGCCACUUUUGAUUUAUCUUCCAUAUUCAUCUAGAUGGUUUAAAAGAGACUCUCUUGGUGGUAGUACCUGGACAUCGGUCUCUACCGGAUCACCCAGUGGUUAUAAUGAUGAGUCAGGAAUACUAAAGCUUUUAAAGGAUAUAUUGCCAACUGUUACUGUAAAUGUUGGAGAUACAAAGGUUGGUGGAGAUGGACAAUCUACUACUUAUGACGAUACUUCUGGAGGUAGCCAAGAGACCAUUAGCCUCAGAAGGGAGGAUGUAAAAGUAGAAGAAAGUACUGGAUAUACUAGUUUUGCUCACUCCGUUCAGGAUAAAGAUUAUUUUAUCCUUGGUGGAGUUAAAUAUGGUGAAGGUACUACUUUCUCUGAGAUAUCAUCUAAUUUCAUUCUUAAAACUGUGACAGCAUACUACUCUGGUACUGAUUUCAAACCUGAGAACCUUAUCCUGGUUGAACUUGAGAAAAGGAAUGGUCCUGAUAGCUAUGUAUAUUAUAGUAGGGAUGACGAAGGAUCUAGUUGGACUCUUCUUCGUGAUCAAACCGGUAAACUAGAUGGUACAAGGCUUACUACUCAACUCAACCAGUUAAAGGAGAAAUCUAAGAGACAGGACGAAGAGGAAACCACUCCUUCUGGAGUUGGUGCUGGACCAGGCUCUGUUACCGAUAGUAUACAGAAGUUUUUUCAGAAGGCACUUACCUUCAUUAAAUCUCACCACGGUGAAAUUAGUGGAGGAGUAUUUGGAACUGGAAUAGGUGGAAGCGCUUUAGGAUUUGGUGGAUAUAAGCUAUUUAUCUCCCUAAUCGCUCGUCUGUAA
This is a messenger RNA of Theileria equi strain WA, 3537 nucleotides long. RefSeq lists its product as hypothetical. Gene Ontology annotation, cellular component: RQC complex. NCBI's taxonomy places the organism in Eukaryota, Apicomplexa, Aconoidasida, Piroplasmida, Theileriidae. Gene Ontology annotation, molecular function: ribosomal large subunit binding; tRNA binding. The record is from RefSeq and is a predicted model, not a curated record. Gene Ontology annotation, biological process: rescue of stalled cytosolic ribosome; ribosome-associated ubiquitin-dependent protein catabolic process. The coding region runs from base 1 to 3537 and encodes 1178 amino acids. The transcript has 5 exons.